Messenger RNA from Fonsecaea nubica, 1521 nucleotides. RefSeq lists its product as hypothetical. Lineage: Eukaryota; Fungi; Ascomycota; Eurotiomycetes; Chaetothyriales; Herpotrichiellaceae. Gene Ontology annotation, molecular function: translation initiation factor activity. The transcript is spliced from 2 exons. Gene Ontology annotation, cellular component: cytoplasm; eukaryotic translation initiation factor 3 complex; nucleus. Gene Ontology annotation, biological process: translational initiation. The record is from RefSeq and is a predicted model, not a curated record. The coding region runs from base 1 to 1521 and encodes 506 amino acids.
AUGUUCUCACAGGUCCACAAUCUCCCAAAGGGCCAUCCUGAGCACGAAGACAAUCAAGAUAUACCUGGAUAUAUCUUCUGCAUCUCACUCCCGCCGACUCCGCCUCCUUCUCCUCCGCCUUCAACAGACCUCCUAACGCCCGAGAAUUUGGAAAUUGUGGUAGAAUUCAACGACGCCCUUUACAUAGGGUACGAACCGCGACCCAGAUUCACGAUGGCGCACCUCGAGGACCCAACCGGCGAAUAUGCCUUUUUGGCGAAACUCAUUCAGCACAUGGACCGACAUCUCAUCUUUCCCUUACUUGAACACAAGCUGGGGUCAGAAGAUAUCUCACAAGAGCGUUACGAUGACCUCAAACAGGCCAUAUUCAACCUCCUCAGUGACACGAACAUGAUCGACUACGUCGGCAAUCUCUACAAGGAAAUUCACAAGACAGACGCGACUCCUGCAGACUACGCGAAGAAAAGAGAGGAAGUGUUGAAUCAACUGGCAAAGUACCAGGAGGAAUCUGCGCACCUGACCAAUUUGCUGAACGACGAGUCAGUUACAUCUCAACUCCGAAGUGACAAAGUCGCCAACCUGAAAUUUCUUGAAGAGCAACACGGAGUUACGCAGCAGAUGGUAGACAACCUCUAUGAUUUUGGCAGAUUCCGUUACCAGUGCGGUCUUUACCCGGAAGCCGCUGACUUGCUCUACCGCUUCCGUGUCCUCUCCACCGACAAUGAAAAAGUGGUCAAGGCCACGUGGGGCAAGCUGGUCUGUGAAAUUCUGGGAGAAGAAUGGGAAAACGCCCUUGAAGAAGUGGAAAAGGUCAAGGAACACAUUGAGACACGUCUGUUCAACAGCCCCCGCGCACAACUUACCGCUCGUGAAGCCCUUGUGCACUAUGCUCUUUUCCCCUUCUUCAACUACGAACCCGCCCGCGAAAAGUUGACCGAAAUGUUCUUCUCCCCACCAUACAUCUCUUCUAUCCAAACUGUUUGUCCCUGGAUCCUGCGUUACCUCACAGCAGCAGUCAUCACCAACCGCGCCCGCAUGAACAACUCUCACAACUACCAGAAACAACUGAAGGAUCUUGUCAGAGUGGUUAAGCAGGAAGUCUACGAAUAUCAGGACCCCGUGACGGAAUUUGUCAAGGCCCUAUAUGUCGACUUCGAUUUCGAAGGUGCACAGAAAAAGUUGUCGGAAGCUGAGGCAAUCUUGAGAGGAGAUUUCUUCUUGGGGAGCUCAACAGAUGCUUUCAUGGAGAGUGCCCGACAUCUCAUCUCGGAAAGCUAUUGCAAGAUCCACCAGAGAAUCGAUAUCCAGGACCUCUCUACCCGUCUUGGACUUUCCCCCAGUGAAGGCGAGAAAUGGAUUGUUAACCUCAUCCGCGACACAAAAGUUGACGCUAAAAUCGAUUACCAGGCUGGAACAGUAGUCAUGAACCACCCCCCACAAAGUGUUUACCAACAGGUCAUUGAGAAGACGAAGGGCGCAUUCUUCCGCACACAGGUGUUGAGUGCUGCUGUAGCGAAAUGA